AUGGUAGUCGUCAUUCUAGAAGAUGCUGAUGUUCAAUUGAAUAUUGUCCAUUACAUCAACAUCUACAACAAUCUUCAAUACAGUUCCAUGCAAUCUUUUUAUCGAACAACUUCAAGACUUCCAGUCGCAACAACUAUCAAACGAAUUCUCAAACCACAAACAACCACACGCAAAAUGUCUUUCUUCCCACGACACUACAUCACAAACGAGGCUUCCUCCUUCCAUCCUCUCUUCCGUCUUCUUGACGACUUCGACCAAUACAGCAGUGGCCGCAAUGACACCAACUCUCGUCACCACCGUAGCAAUGUCAUGAAGACCUUCACCCCCAAAUUCGAUGUCAAGGAAGCUGGUGAAGUCUAUGAACUCCAUGGUGAACUUCCAGGUAUCGAGCAGAAGGAUGUCGAAAUCGAAUUCGUCGAUGACCAAACCCUCACCAUCCGUGGUCGUACCGAGCGCUCUUACACUUCCGGUACUCCACCAGCUGGUUUCGUCGAAGACGCACCCAAGUCUGGCGCCAUCACUGAAGGUGGUGAAACCGAACACAAAGACAAAGUUCACCAACCAACCGUCGAAGAUGAAGAUGCGACAACUCCAGCCAGCACUGACGCCAACACCCAAAUGACCAAGGCCAGCGAGGAGAGAAAGGCCAAGGAACCUGAUCACAAGUUCUGGGUUUCUGAACGUAGCAUCGGUGAAUUCUCCCGAUCUUUCAGCUUCCCAGUUCGCGUCAAUCAAGAUGCAGUUCAGGCUAGCAUGAAGAACGGCAUUCUUAGCAUCAUCGUUCCAAAGGCUAAGAAGCAAGAAGGCCGCAAGAUCACCAUUCAGUAA
Botrytis fragariae is the source of this 828-nucleotide messenger RNA. RefSeq names its product putative 30 kda heat shock protein. NCBI's taxonomy places the organism in Eukaryota, Fungi, Ascomycota, Leotiomycetes, Helotiales, Sclerotiniaceae. Gene Ontology annotation, biological process: protein complex oligomerization; protein folding; response to hydrogen peroxide. The transcript is spliced from 2 exons. The coding region runs from base 1 to 828 and encodes 275 amino acids. The record is from RefSeq and is a predicted model, not a curated record.